This is a messenger RNA of Xiphias gladius (swordfish), 5064 nucleotides long. RefSeq names its product transmembrane 131 like (gene tmem131l). Lineage: Eukaryota; Metazoa; Chordata; Actinopteri; Istiophoriformes; Xiphiidae. The transcript has 34 exons. The record is from RefSeq and is a predicted model, not a curated record. Gene Ontology annotation, cellular component: membrane. Bases 467 to 4903 code for a protein of 1478 amino acids.
UUAGGCUGGAAAAUUGGUAACGAGUUGAGUCGUCCAAACUGCAUAUAAACUAAAGACAGGCGACACAUUUUCCCGAAUACAUUUCCACGCAGUGACUUGGGGCAUAUUUUGAUAUUUACCAACUUAGUAGAGGGCUAUAGUUGUUGUUUUGUCAACCUGCUAGUUCAUGCUAGCUGCCAGUUCCCCGUACUGUUUCUAAACGAAACUAACUUGUUCAGGCAGGGAACUAAGCUAACGUACUAACGGGACUAAAAAUUGGUAUUUAACGGUUUCUGUGGUCAGUGUAGUGAAGAUACACCAUGCAGUAAGCUAACACUACAGUCGAGUGUGCCGCAGUAGCAGUAUAGAUGUGUUUCCCAAGUUCGUUAGCCACCGAGCUAAUCUUCCUGCUAAUCAAGCAGCUAGCCAACAGCCUUUGUCAGCCUGCCGAGGCGAAGUCAUUUCCUCACUUGUCUCUCUGAGUCAGAUGUCCACCAGCGUGGUCGAGGUCUGGCAGCCAGAGGAUGCAGACCCAUUAGUCCCGCUUCAGGUGGAGAAGGAGCGAAGAAAAGAUGGUCUUCCACUAGACGACAGCUCCUCUCCAUAUACACGGGAGAAUGGGAGGCCCUUGCAUUUUCAGCCCCCAGCACAGGAGUUUGGGACACAGCCACUGGGGCUGCCAAGAGCUGAAACCAUAUAUAUACACAACCCCAGCCAGGAAGUUCCUGUGACACUGCUGUCAAUGUUUACAUCCAGCAGGCAUUUUUACAUACCUUCCUUUCACAGAAGAGUGAUCCCACCCAGAGGGAAAGCAUCUUUUAAACUAAUUUUCCUUCCGUCUGAGGAGGGCAAUAUAGAAAACACAUUAUUUAUAAACACAUCAGCCCAUGGGCUGCUGUCAUACCAGGUGUAUGGUGUGGGAGUUCACUGGGGUUCAUUAAAGUCUUUCCAAAGAAAGGAUAGUCUGCUAAUAUUCCCUCACAUCCAGAGCAUUAAGCUGACCCAAACUCAGGAAGAUGCCUCUAACAUCACUAUACUGGGUCUACUCCUGGAGUGCAACUUACCGAAGAGUUUGUUCAACAAUCCUCAGGGGUCCUGCCUCCAGAGUGAGGAACGCCUCAGUCUACAGAUUAAUCUGUCGGCACGUGGUGACCGGCCCGCUGACCUGGACAAGCUCAAGCCUUACGUCAUUGAGCACAUACUGGUGCUGCUGGUGGCCCCCACUGAUGGACAGGCUGCAGUAGGGGAACCAAAAAUAGGAGUUUAUAUGUUAAAUUCUGGAGGCAAGAAACUCUACUUAAAGGAAAUGCAGGUGCUAUCAAAAGUGGAGGCCAGCCUUGAAUUUAAUCAGGUUCCUCUGCGACCAGAAGCGAGAAAUUUCACUGAAGUGGCUAUCCUAGCUUGCAGAGGUUCAUUGCCAGGCCAUGGAAGGAAAUGCUUAAGUCAUAUCAGUUUUAAAAUUCUGGGAAACAGGACAACCUACGGCUUCCCUGGACUACAUAUCACAAACAAUUUGUUCCAGGUGAAACAAAGACAUGCAGAUCAGGUGGAUCUGUGGCUGACAAACCCCCACCUCCUGCCCCUCACUGUGAUGAAUGCCAGCGUCUCACAGAAACUAAAGGGAGUAAUGAAGGUGAUGAACUUCACCAGUCCACUGACAGUUCCCCAGGGCUGCUGGCGGAUCCUGUCCCUCCAGGUGCUCAGCAGGGCCCUGCCUGUCAAUCAGCUGUCCACCCUGAGUCUGGAUACCAGCCUGGGCUCAACUCUACACAUUCCCCUCUACUUUAACUCUACUCCUUCCAAGCAGGGGGAAGUGGUAUUUGAGGCAGAACGAGAGUGUGGGCGACCUUGCCCACUCAGAUUGUCUGAAACAGGUCGUUCAGAGUGGCAGCGAUCUCUCCUACCAGACUUUUUCCCCUCAUCCUGGGCUGUAGACAGCAAACUGGCUGCUGAACUCUGCUCUCGAUGGCAGAGCCACAAAGACAAACUCCCCUGCAGGUGGCCUAGACUCCCUGUAGAGACAUCUGCUUCUCUGGACUUUGGUGCUACACCCGUCAAUGAGAGCAAGGUGAAGACUUUCAUGCUGAAGAAUCCUUCCUCUUCAGUCGUUUCUGUAGAGAUUCGAAUCCUCUCCCUGUACCCUGCACCUUUAGAGGCUCUGGACCUCCUAACUAAAUGGUUUAAUAUCAGCCCCCUCUCUGUCAACAUCAGCAGCACAGAGUUUUCUCUGUUAGCUUCUUUCCCAAAGGAAGGUGAAAAUGUGGAGGACAUUACACAAGAGGGUGUCCUACGUAUGCUGCUGCAACCCUGGGAGGCCAGAGAGGUCGCUGUGGUCUUCACUCCCUCUGAACACAAACCCACCACUACCAUUCUCAUUAUCAGGAACAACCUGACAGUGUUCGACAUGGUGACGGUGCAGGGCCAUGGGGCGAAAGAGUUGCUCAGAGUUGGAGGCAAACUGCCUGGCCCGGGAGCCUCACUGCGCUUCAAUGUUCCUCAGUCAACUCUAAUGGAGUGUCGUGAUGGUCUGCGUACGAACAAGCCACUUUUCGCCAUCAGAAAAAGUUUCAAGGUGGAGAAUGCAGGAGAGCUUCCUCUGACAGUCAUGUCAAUGAAUAUAAAUGGAUAUAAGUGCCAGGGAUUUGGUUUUGAGGUGCUGCAGUGUCGCUCCUUCAGCCUUGACCACAACACCUCCUCUGAGAUCACCAUUGCGUUCACCCCAGACUUCACCUCAUCCUGGGUUAUCCGGGACCUCACUCUGGUGACAUCUCGUGGCACCUCUUUUCCUUUCACCCUCAAUGUAACGCUGCCGCACCACAUGUUGCCUCUCUGCGCUCAGGUGGUUCCUGGUCCAAGCUGGGAGGAAACCUUCUGGGUGAUCACCCUCAUCUUCACAUGCUUCUCGCUGUUUGGUGUGUGUCUGAUGGCCUUCCAUCAGGCUCAGUAUAUCCUGAAUGAGUUCUCCACACCCAGCAUCAGAAGCAACCACAACUCUGCCCUGUCCCGGGACAACAGCUCCGUCAACAAUAUCACACCCAAUGGAGUAAAUAAAACAAAGGGAAGUUGCAAGAGCUAUGUGGACACCUGUCACACCUCUGAUAAAGGUAAGGGGCGUGGCUCUCCAGCUUUGGCCAACAGCCCUGCCCCACGUUCUCAAUCCUCGAAGAAAAGCUCCUCAACUACCCCUUCCCAGCCACAAAAGAAACACAAAGUUUCACUUUAUUACACCAAGUACAAGUCCAGCUCAUCUACAGCAGCACCUGGUGCUGUGACGAUGGAUGAAGAGCAUGAAGACCUGACACUAGACGCUCCCCUGACCCCAGACCCCGAUGUCUGCAACAACAAUGAACCAGCUUUCAUCAGUGAGCUGGAUAAGAAGACAUCCACAGACUUUAAAGAAGAACCUCACAGCACUAUAGAAGAUAGAGUGCCAGCAGCAGUUAUGUUUCCCAUGGAAAUGCCUGCUGGUUUCCCAAAUAACAUCGCAUUGGGUCCAGGACCUAGACCAGGCCUGUUAAUGUGCAGUCUUGUAGAGAAGAGCUGCACUGAGCACUAUGCAGAGAAGAUCGACUCUGACAAAAGGGACAGUUCUGAACUGGAGCUGAGAGAAGAUGGUAAAUGCCAGAAAAAGAAAGCACAGAGUACAGACACUGGCAAUGCACCAGGGAAUAAUAAGGGAAAGAGGAGUCGCAGGAAGACAGAAAAUAUCUCCAGUGCUCCUGAGCACAAUGUGCUAAUGAUGCCAGAGAGGGAGAAAGAACCUGACUGGAAAUCGGGGGACCGUAACAUCAGUGGAACCCGCAACAGAAACCGCUGCUGCAACAGCUCCAAGUCAGAAGCACUUAAGCCUGGAUAUAGUGCUGAGGGCCCCCUUAAACAAAAUGGUGUGUGUCCUUCCCGCCCUCGAAGAAAGUGUGCUGCAGAGCGGCGUGGCGGUGGAGUGUGCGAGUCAGGCUCAGACUCCGGCAGCUCAACAGGCAGUGUGAGGGCCAGCAGAGGGAGCUGGGGCAGCUGGAGCAGCACCAGCAGCAUGGAGGGAGAAAAGGACGCCAUUGCCCGGACACAUGCCUGCACUACCUCAUCUAGAAAAAGGGACUCCAUGCAGUGCGGUGUCUACCCAGCAGAGAGAGACUGCUACCAGACCAUGAAUACAAACUACAAGGCACUGAGCAUGAACAGCUUGUACCGUAAAGACUUGUGCCAAAGCCCUGAUCCCACAGCUUCUAGCUUUGCCCCGAGUUUUGCUGCUGUUGCUGCAGGAAUGGACAGGAACAUGGACCUGACUGGUCAGUAUUUGCCCGAAGAGACGUGGUCGACUCAAUCCAUGCCCCUCACUAAUGAGUUCAGAUACAACACCACUGAGGCGCUGCCCUACAUACCUCAGCAAGCAACCACCGGGCCGUACAAUGGGUUUACUUGGAGUAGUGCCAACAGCCAUUGCAACAGUCCCUACACCUACUGUGAGGAAGCCAACUACAUAGGUAACGGAACAUUCCCGAGUGGUUUUCCCGGUCAGGAUGGCCAGAACACACAAAGCAAUCAGACCUGCUGGAGUGAGGAACAGCCUCAGGAAUCGCCCUCAGCCUGGGACACAGCAGCCUGUGUGGGCAGCAAGCCAUACUUCUCGGGUACCCGCAGCCUCUCCCCAAUGUCCAGCCUGUUUGGAUCCAUCUGGACGCCUCAGCGCGAGCCCUACCAGAGCAACUUCCAACCAGAGCGAUCAGCCCCGAUGUCCCCCGUGUCCCCCAUCACCCCACCUCACUCUCCCUUCAACCGGGAGCCAGAGGGGACCUGCAGACCGAUCCAGUACUCCAGCUUCAACCCGUUCGGCCCACACAUGAACCUGGACAUAUGGAACUCUUCUUCCAACCGCAGCUCCAACUCACAACUCUCCAACGACUCUGGCUACUGUGGAGAUGUUUAAAACAAAAAAACAAAACCGCAGACCUUAAAAAUAAUUGCAAACAUAUAAAACAUUGAUAUGUAAAAGAAAGGAAAUAAAAAUGAAUGUUCUUUUAUUAUUAUUGGGGAAAAUGUGAAUAUUCCUUUUCUUUUAUGUUCCCAUUUUCAAAUGUUAAAUGUUGU